AUGGCGUUCAACCCGCGAAUGUCAAUUUUGCCGCCGAACCAGCAUCGCAAUGCCCGGCCCAAAGACGUGCCCGACCUGCUCGUGCGGCUCACAGACAAGGAGAUUGUCGCGUGCGUUGCCGACAUGGGCAUCCCGUUCUCGGUCGCCGAUCUGCAGAAACCGAAUCCGCUGCUCGUCCAGAAGAUCUUUGAGUGGUUCGCCGAGGAGCUGCUCAACGUGUCGCGCGAAACGGUGGAGCCGGCGAUGCGGGCGGCCGCCGAAGAGGUGUGCGGCAGCGAAUACGGCGACGUGCUGAUGCCGGCGGACACGCGGUGCCUGAUGGGCUUUUGCGCGUCGCUGCGCGUGCUGCUGGCCGAGUGCUGCGUGCGCGACUUUAGCCUCAACGACCUGUACCGGCCCACCUACGAGCGCCUCGUGAUGAUCCUGAGCUACCUCAUCAACUUUGUGCGCUUCCGCGAGGGCCAGGGCCACAUUGUCGACCAGCACGCGCAGCGGGGCGCCAUGACGCGGCAGCGCGCCGACGAGCUGUACAGCGCGAACCAGGACCUCGAGCGGCGGCUCGAGGCGCUGCGCGCGGCGCGCAACGCGGCCGAGGCCGAGGUGCGGGAGAAGAUGCAGCGCAACGACGCGCUGAAGCGCAACCUGGUGGACCUGCAGCGCAGCCAGCGGCAGGUGGGCGCGCGGCUGGACGAGGCGCGCGAGCGCAAGAAGCAGCUGGUGGACCAGCUCGAGCGUCGCACGCAGUCCAAGGUUGUGCUGCGGCAGGAGAUUGCCAAGCUGCAGCCGUACGUCCUGCAGAGCCCGGCGUCGCUGCAGACCAACCUGGCCGACCUGUCCAACACGCUGAGUAACAACCGCGCGCACAUUGAGUCGCUCGAGCGGCGGGCGCGCGCCCUGCAAACGUCGGCGGACUCGUUCCACGUGGUGGCGGGCGACGUGGCGGCGUGCAUCAAGCUGCUGGACGAGAUUGGCGCCGAGCUGGGCAAGGAGGAAGAGGACAAUGCCAAGAAGAGCCGGCAGCGCGACGCGCUGACGGAGCGCGGCGCGGACGUCAAGGAGGUCGAGCGGGCGGAGCUAAUGCUGCAGAAGCAGCUGGCCAAGUGGAACGAGCGGACGGAGAAGCUGCGCGAGCAGAGCGCGCAGAAGGCGCAGGAGGCCAAGGAGAAGAUGGAGGAGCUCAAGCAGAUCCACCGGACGCUCAACGAGGAGCGCAGCGACAAGGGCCGCGACAUUGAGAAGCGCCGCGUGCGCAUCGAGCAGACGGAGAAGAAGAUGCUGGACCUCAAGGAGAACAUUGAGAACGAGGUGCACAACGCCUACGACGAGUACCUCAAGAUGGAGUCGCACAUCAAGCUGUACAUUACGGAGAUGGAGCAGACGAUGUGA
Molecule: messenger RNA, 1386 nt
Organism: Sporothrix schenckii 1099-18
Lineage: Eukaryota; Fungi; Ascomycota; Sordariomycetes; Ophiostomatales; Ophiostomataceae
Product: kinetochore protein Nuf2
Exons: 1
Coding region: 1-1386 (461 amino acids)
Biological process (GO): mitotic spindle organization; meiotic chromosome segregation; kinetochore organization
Cellular component (GO): Ndc80 complex; kinetochore
Molecular function (GO): protein-containing complex binding
Source: RefSeq, a predicted model, not a curated record